Molecule: messenger RNA, 4456 nt
Organism: Erpetoichthys calabaricus (reedfish)
Lineage: Eukaryota; Metazoa; Chordata; Cladistia; Polypteriformes; Polypteridae
Product: ATP-binding cassette sub-family G member 4-like
Exons: 15
Coding region: 119-2059 (646 amino acids)
Cellular component (GO): plasma membrane
Molecular function (GO): ATP hydrolysis activity; ATP binding; ABC-type transporter activity
Source: RefSeq, a predicted model, not a curated record
GUUUGGGGUUAGGGGUGGGGGGAGGCCAGCAUCUUCACCGCUUCAACGUCCUGCGGCUCCCGGGAGCGACUUCGCAGGGGCUUUUGCAGGACGCUGCUGACCCAGUUCGCCCGCUGAGAUGGCCGAGAAGGGUCUGGAUCCCAGCCCUGUUUGCAUCCCCCUGGAGGAGUCCGUCUGCAACGGUGCGACCCAAGAAACCACCCUUCUGGCUGCCACACACCUGAAGAAGGUGGAAAACCACAUCACGGACGCGCAGCGCUUCUCGCACCUGCCCAAACGCUCGGCGGUCGACCUGGACUUCACGGAGCUGUCCUAUUCGGUUCGGGAAGGGUCCUGCUGGAAAAAGAGAGGGUACAAGACGCUCCUCAAAUGCCUGUCGGGGAAGUUCUGCAACCGAGAGCUGAUUGGGAUCAUGGGGCCUUCUGGGGCUGGCAAGUCCACCUUCAUGAAUAUCCUGGCAGGGUACCGGGAGACAGGGAUGAAGGGUCAGAUCCUGGUGAACGGCCAGCAGCGGGAGCUCCGCACCUUCAGGAAGAUGUCCUGUUACAUAAUGCAGGACGACAUGCUGCUGCCUCAUCUCACCGUGCUGGAGGCCAUGAUGGUGUCUGCCAACUUGAAGCUGAAGGAGAAGACAACUGUGAAAAAGGAGCUGGUGGAUGAAAUCCUCAUCGCCCUUGGCCUAUUAGAAUGCGCGUACACUCGAACCCUCUGCCUUUCAGGGGGCCAGCGGAAACGUCUCGCCAUUGCGCUGGAGCUCGUCAACAACCCGCCUGUCAUGUUUUUUGAUGAGCCCACCAGUGGUCUUGACAGUGCUUCUUGUUUCCAAGUGGUGUCCCUCAUGAGGUCUUUGGCACAAGGCGGCCGCACAAUCAUCUGCACCAUUCACCAACCCAGCGCCAAACUCUUUGAGAUGUUUGACAAGCUGUACAUCCUGAGUCAAGGCCAGUGUAUCUACAAGGGCACCGUCCCCAACCUCAUCCCAUACCUCAAGAACCUCGGCCUACACUGUCCCACCUACCACAAUCCGGCUGACUUCAUUAUUGAGGUGGCGUCAGGGGAGUAUGGUGAUCUGAACCCUGUCCUCUUCAAGGCUGUGCAGGAUGGCAUGUGCACCAUGGAGGAGCAGAAAAGCAUUUCCAAGAAAAACGAGUCUGUGUCCUCCUGUCCCAGCCAAUGCCAUAGCCAGGACUUUGACCCUAUUGAGAGCCAUACCUUUGCCACCAGUACCCUGACUCAGUUCUGCAUCCUGUUCAAGAGGACCUUCAUCUCUAUCUGCAGAGACACAGUGCUGACGCACUUGAGGGUCAUGUCACACAUCUGCAUUGGCCUGCUGAUUGGGCUCCUGUACCUAAACAUUGGAAAUGAUGCCGUCAAAGUCUUCAACAACACGGGCUUCCUGUUCUUCUCCAUGCUCUUCCUCAUGUUUGCAGCACUAAUGCCUACAGUCCUCACCUUUCCUCUUGAGAUGUCUGUUUUCAUGAGAGAGCACCUUAACUACUGGUACAGCCUCAAGGCCUACUACUUAGCCAAGACCAUGGCAGACAUUCCCUUCCAGAUUAUCUGCCCAGUCAUCUACUGCAGCAUCGUCUACUGGAUGACCUGCCAGCCCCCCGAGGCCUCACGCUUCCUGCUCUUCACUGCUCUGUCCACCUGCACGGCGCUCGUUGCUCAGUCCCUGGGCCUGCUCAUCGGAGCGGCGUCCAACUCUCUGCAGGUGGCCACCUUUGUUGGACCAGUCACAGCCAUUCCGGUUCUCCUUUUCUCCGGCUUUUUUGUCAACUUUGACACCAUUCCUAAAUAUCUGCAGUGGAGCUCAUAUGUGUCUUAUGUCAGGUACGGCUUUGAAGGUGUCAUACUGUCCAUCUAUGGCAUGGAGCGCCCAGAUUUGGAGUGUGCCGAGACCUUCUGCCCAUUCCAGAAAGCCGAGAAAGUUCUGAGUGAGCUGGAUGUAGAAGAUGCCAAGUUGUACCUGGACUUCAUUAUUCUGGCUAUCUUCUUCUUGCUCUUGCGGCUGGCGGCGUAUCUCGUUCUACGCUACAGGGUGAAAUCUGAAAGGUAGAAUGAGAAAAUAAAAGACAAAUGAAGUCCACUGGACCACGGAAAAAAUGGACAGCCCGCACCUGAAUUGGUCAGCAAACUGGACAAUCUUGAACUUCCUGCCUCAGCAUUGCUGGACACUGAGUUACCAUCUUACAGCUGAUAUGCAUGGCUGAUGGGGAGGGGGGGAGCAGCAGUUUUUGGUAGUGAGCUUGCAUGGCGGUCCCCCUGAAAUUCAUCCUGGGGAACCAUUCUGUUGUUCUAAGCAGCACACUUUGAUAACGGAGGUCCCAGUGUUCAGUACCAUCAGCCUCUAUACCAGAAGUCGGGGGCGCCUGCAGGAGGCGAUUUCAGCAUCAGGAUCUCGCUUUUCUCGUGGUGCCCACCCAUUUCCUGGGGUUCACUCUGUUACAGACAUUGUAAUAUCGCACACAACAAGGCAGGCGCACACUCACAAUAUGUGCGCUCAGGUUCGUGGACUCUUAACAGGUGCACAUUUUUACCACAUACACCUGCCGAGGGCUUCACACACUUGACAAGAAACUAUGCCCACCACAGAGGGUUACACACAUUUACACCAUUGGCUCUUCUUUAUACACUUAUACACACUUCCUGUCACACAAAUGCUUAUUCACGUGCACAUGGAUUCACGUGGUCCCCAACGCUGCACACAUUAUCAUCCGCUUACACGCAUAUGUGUUUAAACUAACACAUGUUUACGCCCAGGAGUGAUUUGCACACACAGUUACUCACACACACACAUGUGUGGACCUGCUUCCCUACAAAUGGGGGCUGUCGCUCACCUUGAUGAGAGUCACUCUCAGACGCUUCUACAGAUUUUCAAACUUGCCCAUUAUCACAGACGCACACACACUUUUACACACGGACACUCACACACCCUCACUUUUAAACACAGGAGCACAGCGUAUCUGAACAGCUGCCCAUACAAACUUGUGUGCAAAUGCUCCUAUUGGCGCAAACUUGUAAAGAUGCCCGCUUAAAUAGCAGCACACACACACGUACGCAAACACAUUUUCAUACAGACAACCACGCCCGACCUGCAUACUUGUGCUGAAGUGCCCUCAUAACUACUUGCGCACUUGCAAACCUUCAGAAGGAGAUUCACACCUGAAUGGCUAAAUGACGAUGCCCGCCCACACAGCUGGGCUCCCUAUUUUAUAUUUUUUGUUUGGUAUUCGGCGCACUGUAUUAAUCCCCGAGGGGAAAUCAUCUUUUCACGUGACCUUUGGGGGGUCAGAGUGCAGGGUCAGCCAUUAUACAAUUUUUUACGGGCUGUGCUUUAAAGCCCAACAGAGUAGGAUCCCUUCUGGCAGUUACGGGAUUUGAACUGGCAGCCUUCCUGAUCCUUAGCCACAGGGACACCAUUAUAUGAAUACACACACACAUUCACAUAAACGUCAUGCUUCUACGCCUUUACACACGCAGACCCACACACACAAACACGUGGACACAGGUGCUCACAUUUACACACACUUGCAUUCCUGAGGUGCCGCCGUGUAUAUACUGGACACGUUCAAAUGUUCUCACACUGUUACAUACGUGUUCACAGAUGACAGCGAUUCAAGACAGAUGACUUGUUUGCUCACGGAGGGUCACGCUGGUCCAUAACCCAAUUUCAUGUAUACCCACAUAUAUGCAUACAUGUCCACCUGUUAGUAUUGCCACACAUGUGCGCACAAGCAAUAGAAGACCUACCACUAUAUACCUUAACAGGGUGUUAACAGACACUCAAGUCCCCACAUGCGCACACACACACACUGAUGUUUUAUCACACACACACAAUUCCUGGGUUGGCAGGCUGAUGUGGUUUUCUGUAGAUUUUAGGUUUUCUGUCCCGUGUCCUUCCUGUUCAGUUCAGCCUUUAAAAGUGGAAUACAAACAAGUCUGCUUGGUGGGUGCUGAUGACAGCAAAGCCAGGGUACUUUGUGAAAGACGAUGGAGACGGGGACGAUACGUCCGAUGCUGACAAAGGCAGAAAGUCUUCAGCUCAGAUAUUUAAAAGUCCAUAAGGCUCACUUGGCUGCUCCAAUUUCUAUUCUUAAACUUUUCUGACCAGAGUGAUGGUGCUAAGGUGCUGUUGGUGGAUGACGCGACUGUUGGCAAACAGGUAUGGCACCACUUAACUAUGUUAUGGUGCCGUGCCAGUGGAUCCAUCUACUAUCUCUUUAGAGAAUUUAUUGUUAACUUGUACCCAUAUAGAGACCAAAUUAAGGAUAGAAUGAAUGUUUGCACAAAGAUUGUUCUGUGGUGGUCACCGCACGUCCACCUCAAAGUGCCCUCGAGUGUGUUAGUCCCGCUGGCAGGAUCCGAGGUCACAGCACGCUGAGGGUCAAGUUAAGGGGAGCAUGAUAUGCAACUUGUAUAUACUGAUAUGACAAUAAAAUGCAUCUCCCCCGUU